Paramisgurnus dabryanus is the source of this 3803-nucleotide messenger RNA. RefSeq names its product G protein-coupled receptor 135 (gene gpr135). Gene Ontology annotation, cellular component: membrane. Gene Ontology annotation, molecular function: G protein-coupled receptor activity. The record is from RefSeq and is a predicted model, not a curated record. Gene Ontology annotation, biological process: G protein-coupled receptor signaling pathway. Lineage: Eukaryota; Metazoa; Chordata; Actinopteri; Cypriniformes; Cobitidae.
CCUAGUUGGAACGUCAUCACAGUGACGUAAAAUAGGCGGAGAUUCAGAGGAGCAUCGACUAGAAUGCAAUGUACAGCAUUCAAAGAGUCAACUGUGCUGUCCGACAAUCAAUGCACAAAAUGGGACAUUCUUUCCCCAAAACCCAAUGUCGGCAAUCAGAGGAUUUAAUGCGCGUCAUCUAUAAAAUGCAUUUUUCUGCACACCCAUUUUUACUGUGAUACGGACACGAGAGCUUGAAAAGGGAUGAAUCCUCUUUCUUCCCGUGGAUGCGCUCUAAUCGUGUCCAAUGGAUCUCCCCGGCAUCAGCAAUACGACCACGGAAGAUAUGUCGGGUUCGGGCUUCAUUUUAGAGAUGAUCACCAUCAAACCGGUUUUAAACACCCUGAGCACCCAGUUCAGCAACCAGACAGCUGGGCUGGAGGUGCAACGCAACACCCCGGUGAGGAGCUCGGAGGGGAACUCGGUGCUCCAGGGCAUCGCAGUGGCUGCGCAGGCAUUGCUGCUCUUAGCCAUAUUUUUACUGUCAAGCUUGGGUAACUCAGCAGUCGUGGUGGUCAUAAUCAAACACAGACAGUUGAGAACAGUAACCAAUGCGUUCAUAAUGUCCCUCUCCCUUUCUGAUUUCCUGACGGCGGUCCUUUGUCUCCCCUUCUCCUUCAUGAUGCUCUUCAGCAAAGAUGGCAAGUGGAUGUUCGGCGAGCGCUUCUGCGUCGCCAACGGGUUUUUCAACACGUGUUUCGGCAUCAUUUCCACUUUGACCAUGACUCUCAUCUCCUUUGACAGAUACUACGCCAUCGUCAGGCAACCACAAGCCAAAAUCGGCAAGAGCAGAGCGAUUCAGCUCCUGGUGGCGGUUUGGGUAUCAGCCAUGGCCUUCUCGUUUCCCUGGUACCUGGUGCGCGCCUCUAAACACCUGGUGGUACACAAACAGGGCUUUUACCAUUGCAUGUACGUGUUCCACUCUGGCACCUCCAGGAUGGGGACCACCUACAGCAUGGCUUUAAUCGUGACCUGUUAUCUACUUCCGUUCGCUCUCAUGUGCUUCUGCCACUAUAACAUCUGUAAAACCGUCCGGCUGUCAGAGAUCAGGGUGCGGCCGGUGACCACGUACGCGCACCUGUUGCGCUUCUACAGCGAGAUGCGCACGGCCACCACGGUGCUUAUCAUGAUCGUGUUCAUCAUCUUCUGCUGGGGACCCUACUGUCUGAUGGGGAUCAUCACCGCUUUGGGAAACUACACUUUUAAUCCUGCCAUGGACACGGUGGCCAUCUGGAUGGCUUGGGCUAACGGUGCCAUCAACCCUUUGAUUUACGCCAUAAGGAACCCGAAUAUAUCCAUGCUGUUGGGCCGGAGCAGGGAAGAGGGAUAUAGGACUAGAAACAUCGCUGCGUAUCUGUCCACGCAGGCGCAGCGCAGGGAAGCGGUCCGGACGCGCGCGGACCGCAUCCGGGACCGGUACGUGAGCAGGCACGGGGCGAACAGCCGCCUGUCUUCCUCCAGCCCCGCCAACGGAGGUGAGGUGGCGAUGUGGGCCUGUAAAAACCCGGCAGUGUUUUUCUGUAGGGAUGCCCACCCUGAUACCAUCACCGAACCCUCGGUGCCCAAAGUUGAAACCGCUGACACCAGCUUGUAAUCGUGUUGUUGACACUUUAUAAAGACUUUCAUUUGAUACAGGGUUUCAAAAAAAGUAUUCAUCAAAGUCUCAUACUGUAAUUCUAGAUAUGAAUGUGCAUCAACAUUACAUAAUGUCUAAGAGAUCACUCUAUAUCUAUAUAUUUGAAUGUAUAUUAUGAUGUGUUACUGUAAUGUUUCUUAAAGCAGCAUCACUUUUGGUUUGACACCAAAAUCUCAAACGUACAUUACAGUCUAAUGUAUUAGCAUAUAAUGCACAUGCUUUACAACACUGUGAAAACACUGAGGAGUUUACAGAUGCCUUUCCCAUAAACCAAAAAAUAACAAUUAUACAAUUAUACUAAAUUAUUUAUCAAACUAACAAUGGAACUAAUAGAAAAGUUACAUAAAAACAGGGUCAAAACUUUAUUAAUUCAGUAUUUCAUUGUGAUUUUUUUUGUCGCUUGCUUCCAAAUUUGCAUUCUUCUUAACACUUCAGGUAAAUGUAGCAUCCAGAGCAUAACAAUAAUAAAACUUAACCCCAUAAUCACUUCCUUCAAACAUUUUAUACAUGACAGAAAAGCAAACAGGCAUCAUAUUAAUCAAUUUAUGAGAGACCACGUGUCAGGCAGACAGGUUAUCAUUAUAUUUCUAUAAAAUAAAUGUAAAAAUAUUUUUAAAAGAUUAGCCUAAAUCUUUUCUCAAGAUAUUUUGGAAGACAAGGAUGAAGCCUGUAAAUACAAAAGUGUAACCAAUGCCUUAAUUGUUGGAUUGUAGCAGAACUAUAUGGACUUAAUUAAUAUCAAACGUUCAAUGUUUGAAACGAUUUCUAUAUCAAUUUCUUACAGGUUCUCACUUUGGGAUGUAUUUAUAAAGUGAAUGUAGCCACAGACUACUUAUUAGCCACUUAUAAGGAUUGUUUUUACCAGGAAGAAUUGUCUGGAUGUUAAUGAAAAGACCAAUUUUAGCCAUACAGAGGGGUAUAUUGUGUUUAGUGGUCGACUGAUAUGCUUUUUUGGCCGAUACCAAUAUUAAAGGGACGCUUCACAUAAAAAAAAAAUAUGCUCAUUUUCCAGCUCCCCUAGAGAUUUUUACAGUUUUGGAAUCCAUUCAGCUGAUCUCCGGGUCUGGCGCUACCACUUUUAGCAUAGCUUAGCACAAUUCAUUGAAUCUGAUUAGACCAUUAUAAGUAGUUUUGAUAUUUUUCCUAUUUAAAACUUGACUCUUAUGUAGUUACAUCGUGUACAAAGACCAACGGAAAAUUAAAAGUUGUGAUUUUCUAGGUCGAUAUGGCUAGGAACUAUACUCUUUUUCUGGCAUAAUAAUCAAGGACUUUGCUGCCGUAACAUGGCUGCAGAAAGCAAUGAUAUUACGCAGCGCCUGAAAAUAGUUCCCUUGGUAACUUCCAGUAGCCGGGGACUAUUUUUAGCCACUGCAUAAUAUCAUUGCGCCUAAUUUUUUGUCGGUUUUAGUAACUACAGAAGUGUCAAGUUUUAAAUAGGAAAAAUAUUAUUUUUGAGCACAAUGCUAAUGGUCUAAUCAGAUUCAAUGGAUUAUGCUAAGCUAUGCUAAAAGUGGUACCGGGAGACCCAGAGAUCGGCUGAAUGGGUUCCAAAACGGUAAAAAUCAAACGUUUAACUUUAGGGGAGCUGGAAAAUGAGCAUAUUUUCAAAAAAAAUUGGAGUGUCCCGUAUGGCCGAUAUGAGGCCAAUAUAACAAAUAAGAGAAAAACACAAAAUUGGUAAAACUACAUAAACAUUUGUUAUGCUUAACAUUUAUAAAUAUACCCAUUUAAAGUACUUAAAACACAUUUACAUAUUUAAUAAUUUACAAAAUAAGACAAUUCAUGUGGAUCUGACAUCUCACGGUACUGUUUGAAAUAUUGGCCGAUAGAUCAGUUUCUGCAAUAUAUCGCUCUAUGACUAAUUGUGUUGAUAAUAUAUGGACUAGACCCUGUUUUACAGUACAUUAUGCCCCUAUUGAUUUUAGAGAGAGAGAUCCAAUUAAAUCUCAACUUUUAUUCCUGUUUAAACAAGCUUAUCUUGCUACUUUCAUAAGAGUAAAAGACAGACACCAUUUCUGAGUACACACUAAUAUUAAUACAUCUUACUCUUAUUCAUUUUUGGUGAAUGAAAGACAUUUCAGAUUCGGUACAUGAUGUUAUGAAAUAAGCAACAAAUGGAUUUCAAAAA